UGCGAGCACAGGCGCACGUGGUUCUAGCGGUAGCAUUUACUUCGUCUGAAGACUGCGAUGACUCGAUAAAUAAUAUUUUCUGGAACAGCAAGAGAACUUCUCCAAACCAGCUAUUUAUUAUCAUGCGGACGGCCGCCUUACAUUAUUCGCCUAAAAAUCUGUCGUUGUUCCCAAUUAGCCGUCUCUCUUAUUCCUCUUCCAUCAUCUGAUAUAUUUUCGGUCCCUGCACUAGAAUAAAAUAUCCCCCGGCUCUUCCCCUCGUCGGGGAAACACCCCUCUUCUCAGCUUAAGCCCUGCGCUUUCUCCGCAUAUCCCACCCACCUCAAGCAACAUGGAUCUUGUCAAUCACCUAGAAGGACGGUUACUAUUCGCGAUUCCCAAAAAGGGGCGCCUCCAACAAGCUGCCAUUGACCUUUUGGCGGGCUCUGAUAUCCAAUUCCGCCGCGAAACCCGCCUCGACAUCGCCCUAGUAAAAAACCUCCCAAUCGCCCUGAUUUUCCUCCCCGCAGCUGAUAUACCCACCUUUGUUGGCGAAGGUGGUGUCGAUCUAGGAAUCACUGGUCGCGACCAAGUGGCCGAACAUGACUCCAAUCUCCUGCCAGGUGAGGUAUCAGGUUUGGAGGAGAUCCUCGAUCUGGGGUUUGGCGGGUGUAAAUUACAAAUCCAGGUCCCCGAGAAGGGAUCAAUUACGGACCCGAAGGAAUUGAUUGGGAAAAACAUUGUCACGAGCUUUACCGGUCUGACACAAUCAUAUUUUACGACUUUAGAGGGGAAGGAGAAGCCCUCCACGAAGAUUAAGUACGUUGGUGGAAGUGUAGAAGCUGCAUGCGCACUGGGGGUUGCAGAUGGGAUUGUGGAUUUAGUGGAAUCCGGCGAAACUAUGAAAGCUGCAGGCCUGAAGCCCAUCGGCACAGUCGUCGAAAGUACCGCCGUCCUAGUCAAAUCCCGGAACACAAGGAAUGAACUCGUAAACCUCAUCGAAUCCAGAAUACGUGGUGUCAUCACUGCCAAAAAAUACGUCCUUUGCCAAUAUAACGUUCCGCGCUCCCUGUUACAAGCUGCAUGCGAAAUUACUCCUGGUAAGCGUGCACCAACAGUAACCCCCAUCGAUGAUGCUGGCUGGGUUGCAGUGAGCUCUAUGGUGGAGAAGAAAUCCAUCGCCACCGUCAUGGAUAGGCUGACCGCUGUUGGUGCGACGGAUAUAUUGGUAUUGAGUAUUUCUAACUCGAGGACCAGAUGAGAAAUGGGAUUUCUUUUUCUUUUUGAUGUUCGUUUUCAUUCUCGACAACCAAAAAUACAAAUUAUAGACGGCUAUUAACUUGGAAUUUUCUAUGAUUCUAUUUCUUGCUGGGAGGGGGCAUUUUCUGCAUUUCCUCGUCCUAGAUAUGGCUCGUGAUCGUGUUUAAGUGUAUGCCGUUCUCAGAAUG
Messenger RNA from Histoplasma capsulatum G186AR, 1427 nucleotides. RefSeq names its product ATP phosphoribosyltransferase. The transcript has 5 exons. The record is from RefSeq and is a predicted model, not a curated record. Bases 332 to 1240 code for a protein of 302 amino acids. Lineage: Eukaryota; Fungi; Ascomycota; Eurotiomycetes; Onygenales; Ajellomycetaceae. Gene Ontology annotation, biological process: L-histidine biosynthetic process. Gene Ontology annotation, molecular function: magnesium ion binding; ATP phosphoribosyltransferase activity. Gene Ontology annotation, cellular component: cytoplasm.